Molecule: messenger RNA, 1720 nt
Organism: Erythranthe guttata (spotted monkey flower)
Lineage: Eukaryota; Viridiplantae; Streptophyta; Magnoliopsida; Lamiales; Phrymaceae
Product: TPX2 (targeting protein for Xklp2) protein family
Biological process (GO): microtubule cytoskeleton organization
Molecular function (GO): microtubule binding
Source: RefSeq, a predicted model, not a curated record
UGUCGAACACACACAGAGGACACCACCUUUUAUAGAAAGAAGAAAGCAGCUUUCAAAACUCAAACCAAUCCAUCAUAAAAAAUCCCACACCCCCUUUUGAGCAUUAUUCAACAAGGGAGGGAAUAUAAUCUUUUGUUUGUGGAAUGGAGGUAGAAAAUGGGGAGCAUGAAAAAAGAGUUGUUCUUGAGAAUUCCAACACUGAAGAAAUCUCUAAUUCUUGUCUGGAUCUAAACAAGGAAAAUUUCAUUACCAGUGAUGACUCAUUUCCUUGUAAAAAUGAAGUCUUCAAAAAAGAUGUAAUAAAAGACAAUGAGGCCCUUAGUUCUUCAUCAAUAUCCCAGCCAGAAGUCGAAUUACCCGCAUCUUUAUCGAAGAGCAACAAAUCGUCUAACGAGGGUAAAAAGAAUUCCACCACGAAAAACAGUAAAUUGUUGGGCAAGAAUCAAUCCGAUUCGAAAGGAUCGGUUGUGUUUGGCCGCAGCACGAAGCUGAGCUUGUCGCAGAGUCUCUCUUUCCCCGCAAGAGGGCGUCAUUCCGAUGUAAUGAAACGAACAAUCGACGAGUUUCCGGUUACGCCCCUCAAAAACGGUGCUAAAGAUGUGUCCAAAGGUUCGAAUGUGAAUAUUAAGGGCGGCAAUAGACGCUCGACUUUAUCAUCUUUGCCUAGCCUUCGUAAAUCUGUUGUGGCUCGAAAACAUGUGUCUUCUAAUCAACCAUCUGCGAAAAACACUACAACUGAUGUAUCGGUUGAGAAAAAAUCGGAGACUAGCAAUAACGAUGUCCCUGUUCAGGAGGACGAUACUCGUUCCACUACUUCAUCAACACUAACUCCUAGAACACAGGAGAGGCUUAACGUAGCAGCCUUCUCAUUCAGGUUGCAAGAACGUGCCGAAAAACGUAAAGAGUUCUUUUCGAAGAUAGAAGAGAAAAUACAAGCCAAGGAAGAGGAGAAGACUACUUUGCAAGCCAAAUCGAAGGAAAGUCAAGAGGCGGAGAUAAAGCAGCUGAGAAAGAGCUUGACGUUUAAAGCUGCACCUAUGCCGAGUUUCUACAAAGAACCCCCUCUGAAAGUCGAACUCAAGAAGAUACCGACUACACGUCCGAUAUCGCCUAAGCUCGGAAGGAACAAAGGUGCUCCGUCGUCAGAAAACGGUGGAUUUUGUGUUAGUCCGAAGAUAAACGGCGACAAGGACAAUAAGAAAACAAGCAAGAGCGCGUUGUCCAAAUCUCAAACUCGAGAAUCCUCCACUGCUCGAAAAGCGAAGAUUGUCCAAACAGAGGGCAAAUUAACCAAACAAACUUGUGAACACAGCAAUGAAGAAGAAAUCCAGGAUCGCCCGCGUUGUGUCCCGGAAAUCGAGGAUCAGAUAGAAGCGGUAGAUCAAGCUUCUUCUAACACUAAUGGAUCGCGCGUCGGUUUGCUAAACUCUGAGGCGAUGCAUGCAAAUGUGGCCGUCGAAGGAUGAAUAAUUAUAUAUAUAUAUAUAUUGAAGUUAUGGUCUUUGCUUACGGAAAACUCCAUCUUGUUUGUGAAUACGGUUCGUGUAUGUUAUAAAGGGAAAAUUUGUUGAAGUUUGACGUAUAAAUUCGUUUGUGUUUAAGUCGACAUGUAAUUUUUAUUUUUUUUGGUUCCUUUUUUUUUGUGUAUUAUAGUUCAAAGAGUAUCGCGAAGGAAGUUGAGUUGAAUGCGUAAUUAUUGAAGUUUGUGUCGAUUUUUACC